CGACUAUGUAGUGGCUUCGUUACGACGUCACUUCCCCCCCAAACAACUCUGAGGAUUCUUCUUUUUAACUGCUCUGGCGCUUAGCUUUUAAAAGUACAAUAUUAAAGCCUUUCCCAAAGCCUGGCGACGCACCGUGGAUUGAUGUUAUUAGCCACUUGGUGGCUGCAAACUUUGAACCUGUAAGAGAUAUUUGUCUCCAUCAAACGUAAAUACUGCUAUGGUAAAUAUUUACGGACACACGUGUUGCAAGCAUACAAACGGGACUAUGGAGGUAGCUGUGAAAGGGAGGGCCAAGAGGAGGCAUUUGAAAGCAGAUGAACUGGAAAGAAGUGAAGAAGGUCUUCGAGCCCUCACCCACCCGCAAAACACAAACACCAGACGUAGCAAUGCUUCUUUACACCCAUGGACACCUGCCAAGAGACGGAAGUGUGCAGCAGAGGCCUACGCAAAUGGACUCAACGGAGAGCAAUUAUCUGAAGACGUAAGCACUACUGACGAUGAGGAGUGGAGCCCACUACCUGCCGAGAUACCCUCAGACUCAGACAAGCAGUCUGAUGUUACGGAGAUAGACCAUUUCGAGGGAAUCACAGCCGAAAUGUUCGAGGAUGACUUUGACUGUUCUGAUGGGAUCAUGCUGGAAGAACCGGAGGUUGAAGCACUACCUGAUGCCACCUACGGGCUUUUAGGUAGCAGUAGGACGCUGCAGAAGCCUCAGGGUUGCAUCGACAACCUUCCAGAGGAGGUGCUGAGACAGAUAUUCACUCAUCUUCCUGCACGGGACCUCUACAGGAGUGCCAUGCUUGUCUGCGUUCAUUGGCGUAACAUAAUCGAGGAUCGCAAGUUUAUGCCCUACAAGAAAAGGUAUUAUCGCUACCUGAUGGAGGAAGAGACAACGGUCUUUGAAGUCUCCUCCUCAUUGAGGAACUGCGGCAUACUGACAUCACAUAUGUCACCGAGUGGCAUCCGAAACCUUGUUAUUUCAAUGGCACAUCAUGGGUUUGGUGAGAGAGUGGAUCCAACAGCGGUCCUGGAGUGCAUCAAGAAACAUCGCCUUUUUCCUCAUGCCGAGGCGUCCUUGACCUUGCGCAUUCGUAAUGUUCCCAAGUGCAAAUAUCUUGAAACUGAGGGUCCCAACCCGUAUGCAGCCAUGGCCGUGAUACUGCUGCUCAAUGAGAGCGUCAGCGACGUGCUAUCUUUGGUGUCUUUACUGAAUGGCUGCAUGUCACACAUGGCCGUCACGGAGUACCUCAGCCACAUGGCGAUGCUGUUGCUUGCAGCCAGGAGGAACAACGUAAAGAUUAGUGAAAGGUUGCAUUACAACAUCUACUAUGUCCUUCAUCUCAGGGAUAAUGGACCAUUUUCUGUUCGGACCUCAGAGGGCAGGUCGUCCAGUAUGAACAUGACCUCCGAGCAGCUGCAUAUCCUCAGCCACGACAUCCAGAAGGACCACAUGGUGAAGAUUGUUGCUUUUGCAGGUACGGGCAAGACGACCACACUGAUAAAAUACACCGAACAGCGGCCAGACCUCCGCUUCCUGUACGUUGCCUUCAACAAAUCCGUGGCCAAUGAGGCCUCACAUCGCUUCCCAGCAAAUGUGGACUGCAAGACUGUCCACUCUCUGGCCUUCAGGGACAUUGGGAGACUGUACAAAAAGAAGCUCACCUUUAAUUUGACCACGUUCUCCAUCAACACGGUCCUGCCUGAGGGCCGAGGGGGACUCACGAAAGCAAAAGUGGUCACCACCACUCUGAACAACUUCAUGGCUUCAAAGGAUCAGACCAUCACGGUUGAUCAUGUUCCGGACGUGCAUGUUAGUCUUAAAGGCCUCAAGACAUGUUUAGACAACGUGGAAAAAAAUUUGAUUGUCGAGGAUGCGCAGACGAUUUGGAUGAAAAUGACGGAUGUCAAUGAGACUAAAAAAGGCUAUAACAUCACUCACGAUGGUUACCUAAAGCUAUGGCAGCUCCAAACCCCACCGCCCCAACUCCACGGCUACCACGUCCUUUUGAUUGACGAAGCCCAGGACUGCACUCCAUGCAUCAUGGAUGUACUGUUGAAACAGCAAUGUGGCAAAAUCCUGGUUGGAGAUCCUCACCAGCAGAUUUAUACCUUCAGAGGAGCUGUGAAUGCUCUGCAGACAGUCGCGCACACCCAUAUCUACUAUCUAACACAGAGUUUUCGCUUUGGGGCCGAGAUCGCCUUCGUGGGUGCUAUGGUCCUCAAGGUGUGCAAGAAAGUCCGCAAGAUUUUAGUAGGAGGACGGCAGGAAGGGGGUGUGUUUGAUGAAAAGGCGGCCCAGGCUGCUCGAGACAUUGCAAGCGGCAAGACUCCAGGCAAGGGAAAAACCGCCCUCUUGUCCCGAUGCAAUCAAACCAUGUUCAGUGAGGCCGUGCGGCUGACAGACACCAACAAAGACUGCAGGAUCCACUUUGUAGGCGGCGUGGACAACAUUGGCUUGGAUAAGAUCAAGGACAUUUGGUAUCUGAUGGAAGCCGCAGGCAAUCGCAAAUUCAUCAAGGAUGACCUCCUUCGCACCUUUUCCAAAAUCAAAUUUAACUCCUUUGAGGCUCUGAAGAUUUACGCCAAAAAGACAGCAGACCACGAGCUGGAGGGCAAACUGAACAUCGUGGAACGAUACAGACAUCGUAUCCCAGAUUUGGUGAUGCGCCUGAAAAGGCUCUCUGAGGCUAACAUCAACAAAGCAGACUUCAUUCUGGGCACAGUCCACAAGGCAAAAGGUCUGGAAUUUGACAUUGUGAUGGUCAGUGAUGACUUUGCCGAUGUGCCGGCCUCAUAUCACUACAUCCACUGCUUUCCCGAUUUUUCAUUUGAUAAAACCGUCGAUGAUGAAUGGAACCUACUUUAUGUGGCAGUGACUCGCGCUAAAACGACACUGAUCCUCACAGAGAAGAUCCUGCGCAUCAUCACUAUGGCUAGCGAAUACUUCCUGAAGUCUGAGAUGCCCAGCGCCCCACUGACAGAGGACAACGUGCUGCAGUGUACCAACUACAACUGUCCCAACACCAUCACACCAGGCGCGCCUUUCAUGAUGUGCCAAAGACAGCUGCCGUUUACUGGCAGUGUGGUGUCUACAGGGGGCCAACUGUGUGAGAGGUGUGUCUGGUCCCGCGUGGGCCCCGUCGCCUUUCUCAUGACUGACAACGUGUGCUGCAUGGCUGACGCUCCAGUGAUAUUACCCCCAGACCUGCCUUUCAUCCAGUUAUUUUUUCCGGGACCAUUCUGACUAAAAUGAAAAGAACGUUAUACAUUCAUUCCUACCAUCGCGGCCUUUAGCAUAUAACAAUUUAUGCCAGACAUUUAUCUAGCUCAGUUGCUAGCAGUGCAAUACUUUAUAUCAGAGAAUAUUGAAACAAUUCAGUUUAAGUUUUUGCGGUGAAUUAAAGUUUUUAAAACUUU
Molecule: messenger RNA, 3417 nt
Organism: Doryrhamphus excisus (bluestripe pipefish)
Lineage: Eukaryota; Metazoa; Chordata; Actinopteri; Syngnathiformes; Syngnathidae
Gene: fbh1
Product: F-box DNA helicase 1
Biological process (GO): replication fork processing; double-strand break repair via homologous recombination
Cellular component (GO): nucleus
Molecular function (GO): DNA binding; protein binding; hydrolase activity
Source: RefSeq, a predicted model, not a curated record